AUGGCCAGAGUGAGUGGGGUCAAAAUUGAAAAACCCUACAUUUCAAAUCCCAGUGUUCUUCUCCAUCUCGAAUCAAUGUUCCCCAAAUCCCCAGCCGUAAGGAGAAAAGUUUUGAAUUUCAUAGAUGUUUUCCCGGGAAAAUUCUCAGGUCUAAGAAGACCUUCUUCUUCUUCAGCUACGAUCGCCGGGAGCACUUGCCCGCCUAGAGAUGACGUAGCUGUCAUCGCUGAGCUCAUAGAGAAGCAGCACUGGUCAAAGCUCGGAAUUCACGUGAAAGACAUAAACUCCAACGAGCUGUUUCAACAGUUGGUUUGUUCUGAGCUUGACCCAGAUUUGUGUCUCAGGUACUAUACCUGGUUAGUGAAGAACCGCAACGUCUCUGUUUCGCUAGAGCUCACAUUCAAGCUAUUGCAUUCUCUUGCGAACGCUAAAAGGUACUCAAAGAUCCGAUCUUUCCUUGAUGGGUUUGUGAGGAAAGGAUCUGAUCAUCCGGUUCACUCGAUCUUCCACGCGAUUUCAGUGUGUGACAAUGUUUGCGUCAAUUCGAUUAUCGCUGAUAUGUUGGUACUGGCAUAUGCGAGCAACUCGAGAUUCGAGCUAGGUCUUGAGGCUUUUAAACGCUCAGGUUAUUAUGGGUUUAAGUUAUCGGCUUUGUCUUGUAAGCCUUUGAUGGUUUCGUUGCUGAAGGAGAAUCGGUUCGCGGAUGUUGAGUAUGUACACAAGGAGAUGAUUAGGAGGAAGAUCCAACCAAAUGUGUUCACUUUCAAUGUCGUGAUCAACGCCUUGUGCAAAACGGGGAAAAUGAACAAGGCGAAGGAUGUUAUGGAGGACAUGAAAGUGUACGGAGUCUCUCCAGAUGUGGUCAGUUAUAACACUCUCAUCGACGGAUACUGUAAGCUUGGGGGAAUCGGGAAAAUGUACAAAGCAGACGCGGUUUUCAAGGAAAUGGUGGAGAACAAGGUGUCCCCGAGCUUGACUACAUUCAAUAUAUUGAUCGAUGGGUUCUGGAAAGAUGGCAAUUAUUCAGGGAGUGUGAAGGUUGUUAAAGAGAUGCUGGAUCAAGACGUGAAACCGAACGUGAUCACUUAUAAUUCUCUGAUAAAUGGUUUGUGCAGUGGAGGAAAGAUAGGCGAGGCUGUUGAUAUACACGAUAAGAUGGUGAGCGCAGGUGUGCAGCCUAACUUAAUUACUUACAACUCUCUUAUCAACGGGUUUUGCAAGAACAAGAUGCUGAAGGAAGCUCUUGAUAUGUUUGAGUCACUAAAAGGCCGAGGAAUCGUUCCCAGUGCUAAAACAUAUAACAUGCUGAUCGAUGCGUAUUGUAAGUCAGGAAAAAUCGAGGAUGGGUUUGCACUGAAACAAGAGAUGGAACAGGAAGGGAUUGCACCAAACGUUGAGACUUAUAAUUGCUUGAUUGGUGGUUUAUGUAGAAAUGAUAACGUAGAAGCAGCUAAGAAGCUUUUUGAUCAAUUGACUAGCAAAGGGCUUCCUGAUCUUGUGACAUAUCACAUCCUCAUGGAUGGUUAUUGCAGUAAAGGAGAAUCGAGAAAAGCAGCGAUGCUUUUGAAACAAGGGAUAUCAAAGAUGGGUCUGAAACCGAGACAUUUGACAUAUAACAUUCUGAUGGAAGGCUACUGUAAGGAAGGAAAUCUGAAAGCAGCAGCGAACGUGAGGAUACAGAUGGAGAAAGAGAGGCGGUUGAGGAUGAACGUGGCAUCGUAUAACGUGCUUCUACAAGGGUAUUCUCAGAAGGGAAAGCUGGAGGAGGCGAACAGGCUUUUGAAUGAGAUGCUGGAGAAAGGUCUUGUCCCGAACCGGAUAACCUAUGAGAUAGUUAGAGCAGAAAUGGUAGAUAAAGGUUUUGUUCCAGACAUUGAAGGGCAUCUCUGUAACGUCUCCACUAAAUCGUAA
Thlaspi arvense is the source of this 1911-nucleotide messenger RNA. NCBI's taxonomy places the organism in Eukaryota, Viridiplantae, Streptophyta, Magnoliopsida, Brassicales, Brassicaceae. The record is from the annotation of a GenBank genome assembly.